This is a messenger RNA of Linnemannia hyalina, 612 nucleotides long. NCBI's taxonomy places the organism in Eukaryota, Fungi, Mortierellomycota, Mortierellomycetes, Mortierellales, Mortierellaceae. The record is from the annotation of a GenBank genome assembly.
AUGUCCAGCAAGGCCAAACUCAUUAUUACUGUAGGAGGCAACAUUGAAGUCAUCUUUACUCCGCCCUAUUACUGUGUCUGUGAGGCCAAACAUUCGACGAAGCGAAACUUGCAGCGACACAUUCAAGGCUGCAAGGAUAGACACCCAUGCGAGAGCAUUGAGGGUAUCUUAAAGCUCAAGCUUCAAAAAACAUACUCCAGACAUUUCAAGUCCAUUGGUUGUUUCCUCUACUUCUUCUGCUUCCUCCGCCUCUUCUGCAACCCCUGCUUCAUUUGCUUUCCCUGCCUCUUCUGCAAUCCCUACUUCAUCUGCUUCCUCUGCCUCUUCUGCAACCCCUGCUUCAUCUGCUUCCCCUGCCUCUUCUGCAAUCCCUACUUCAUCUGCAUCCUCUGCCUCUUCUGCAACCCCUGCUUCAUCUACACCCCUCAGCAUCACGCAGGAUCAAUAUCAGUUCAUUCUAUCUCGUCUGGAGAAUCUACCUACGCAGAAUCAGAUGCAGUCUAUUUUAUCUAUGAUGAGUCGAUUGGAGAAUCAAUCUAUGCCGGAUCAGAUCCAGUCUCUUGUGUCAAUGAUGGGUCGUUUGGAGGAUACGGUUAUGGGGUUACGUGCUGA